CAUGGUGCGUCAUUGGAGAGGGACGAUGAUGGCGGCGGUCGGUGCACCAGAAGUGAUCACACAGCUGGAAAGCGCUGCCAAAGUUUUAAUGGCACCGCCGUCCAUGGUCAGCACAGAACAGAGGCAACAUGCAGAACACGUGUUCCUCUCCUUCAGGAAGUCCAAAUCUCCUUUUGCUAUCUGCAAGCACAUCUUAGAGACCAGUAAGGUCGACUAUGUACUGUUCCAGGCAGCCACAGCCAUCAUGGAAGCUGUUGUGCGGGAGUGGAUCCUGCUGGAGAAGGCCAGCAUCGAGUCGCUGCGGACAUUCCUCCUCACCUACGUCUUACAGAGACCCAAUGUGCAGAAGUACGUCCGUGAGCAGAUCCUUUUGGCUGUGGCGGUCAUCGUGAAGAGAGGCUCUCUCGAUAAAUCCAUCAACUGCAAAAGCAUCUUUCUCGAGGUCGGACAGCUCAUAAGCAGCGGGAACCCCACAGUGCAAACUCUGGCCUGCUCUAUCCUGACGGCACUGCUCAGCGAGUUCUCCAGCUCCAGUAAAACCAGCAGCAUCGGCCUCAGCAUGGAGUUUCACGGCAGCUGCAAGCGAGUGUUCCAGGAGGAAAGCCUGCGUCAGAUCUUCAUGUUGACCAUGGAGGUACUGCAGGAGUUCAGCCGCAGAGAAAACCUCAACGCCCAGAUGUCGUCUGUCUUCCAGCGUUACCUGGCUCUGGCCAACCAGGUCCUCAGCUGGAAUUUCCUGCCACCCAAUCUGGGGCGCCACUACAUCGCGAUGUUUGAGGCCACGCAGAACGUCACGUUGAAGCCUGGGGAGACCUGGAGGGAAGCGCUGCUGGACACCCGUGUCAUGGACCUCUUCUUCACCGUGCACAGGAAGACUCGGGAGGACUCAGACAUGGCACAGGACUCGCUGCAGUGCCUGGCCCAGCUGGCCUCCAUGCACGGGCCCAUCUUCCCAGACGAGAGCGCCCAGGUCUCCUACCUGGCUCACCUGGUGGAGGGCCUGCUGAGCAUGAUAAAUGGGAUUGAGAUCGAGGACUCGGAGGCACUGGGCAUCUCCAAUAUCAUCUCCAAUCUGAUCACCAUGUUUCCUAGAAGUAUUUUAACAGCACUACCCAGCGAUCUCUUCACUUCCUUCAUCAACUGCCUCACUCUGCUCACCUGCUCGUUUGGACGCAGCGCCGCCCUGGAGGAGGUGCUUGAUAAGGACGACAUGGUUUACAUGGAGGCCUAUGACAAGCUGCUGGAGUCCUGGCUCACGCUCGUCCAGGACGAGGAGCAUUUUCCUCGCGGUUGUUUCGUGCAGCCGGCGAUCCAGGUCUUCAACUCGUAUAUCCAGUGUCACCUGGCUGCUCCUGACGGCACACGCAACCUGUCAGUGAAUGGCCUAUCGUCUCAUGAUGAGGAGGAAAUCAAUGAGCUGCAGGAAGAUGACAGGGAGCUGUUCUCAGACCAGCUCUCCAGCAUCGGCAUGCUGGGACGUGUAGCUGCUGACCACUGUAUCCCCCUGCUCACAAACCUGUUGGAGGACCGGGUGACACGGCUUCACGGUCAACUCCAGAGGACACAGCAGCACCUCAUGGCGACUUCUGACCCUGGAUCAAUGGACCGCAAAUACCUGGACGACCUCUACGAGGACAUCCACUGGAUCAUACUGGUCUCAGGGUAUGUGUUAGCAGACGACCCUCAAGGUGAAACUCCGUUGAUCCCCUCAGAGGUGAUGGAGUUCUCCAUCAAACACUCAACAGAGGUCGACAUCAACACAACGCUGCAGAUGCUGGGCUCGCCGGGGGAGAAGGCUACAUCCAUACCAGGCUGCAACAACACAGACUCCGUCAUUAGGUUACUGUCAGCGGUGCUGCGGACAUCAGAAGUUGAAUCUAGGGCGACCAGAGCGAGCCUGACGGAGCUGCUGAGUCCACAGAUGGGAAAAGACAUCAUGUGGUUCCUCCGACGCUGGGCCAAGACGUACCUGCUGGUGGAUGAGAAACUAUAUGAGCAGAUCAGCGUCCCCCUGAGCACAGCAUUCGGUGCAGAUACAGAAGGGGCCCAGUGGAUUGUGGGAUAUCUUCUGGAGAAGGUGAUCAACAAUCUGUCUGUGUGGAGCGCAGAGGCUGAGCUGGCCAAUGACACAGUGGAGCUGCUGGUGACACUGGUGGAAAAGAGGGAGAGGGCAAACAUUGUGGUGCAGUGUGAGAGCUGGUGGAACCUGGCGAAGCAGUUUGCCAGUCGCAGUCCGCCCCUCCACCUGCUGUCCAGCUCUGUGCAGAGGUCACUGAUGAAGGCACUUGUCCUCGGAGGCUUUGCUCACAUGGACUCUGACACCAAACAGCAAUACUGGGCUGAGGUGCUUCACCCUCUUCAGCAGCGUUUCCUCAACCUCAUUAACCAGGAGAACUUCGCUCAGAUCAGCCAGGAAGAAGCCGUCAAACGGGAAAUCGUCGCCACGUUAGAGGCGCUGUGCGGCAUCGCAGAGGCAACGCAGAUCGACAACGUGUCCUCGCUCUUCUCCUUCCUCAUGGACUUCCUGUCCAGCUGCAUUGGCCUCAUGGAGGUUUACAGCAACACGCCCGAGACAAUCAACCUCAUUAUUGAGGUUUUUGUGGAAGUGGCUCACAAGCAGAUCUGCUACCUGGGAGAGACCAAGUCCAUGAAGCUGUACGAGGCGUGUCUGACGUUACUGCAAGUCUACUCCAAAAAUAACCAGUGUCGGAAACGAAGCGAUGCAGCGGCAGAGGAGGACCAGUAUCAGGACCUGCUGCUCAUCAUGGAGCUGCUCACCAACCUGCUGUCCAAAGAGUUCAUUGACUUCAGCGACACAGACGAGGUGUUUCGGAACCAAGACCAGGGAACACCAGCCUCCAGCCGCACGGUAUCGGCAGCAGAUGUGGUUCUUUACGGCGUCAACAUUGUUCUUCCACUCAUGUCGCAGGACCUGCUCAAGUUCCCGUCUCUGUGUAACCAGUAUUACAAGCUCAUCACCUUCAUCUGUGAGAUCUUCCCAGAAAAGAUUCCACAGCUGCCUGAAGACCUUUUCAAGAGCCUCAUGUUCUCGCUGGAGCUCGGAAUGACUUCGAUGAGUUCAGAAAUCAGUCAGCUGUGUUUGGAGGCUUUGUCUCCUCUGGCUGAACAGUGUGCCAAAAACCAGGAGAAAGACACGCCUCUCUUCAUCGCCACCCGUCACUUCCUCAAGUUGGUGUUUGACAUGCUGGUUUUGCAAAAGCACAACACAGAGAUGACGGUGGCAGCAGGAGAAGCUCUUUACACACUCGUGUGCCUGCACCAGGCGGAGUACUCUGAGCUGGUGGAGACGCUGCUCUCCUCGCAAAGAGAUGCCAUCAUCUACCAGCGGCUGGCCGACGCCUUCAACACGCUGACGGCGAGCAGCACGCCACCCACCAUGGACCGAAAGCAGAAGGUUGCCUUCCUUAAGAGCCUGGAGGAGUUUGUGGCCAACGUUGGCGGCCUGCUCUGCGUCAAAUAACCACUGGAAACCGCCUCUGCCUCGAAUCGUCAUUUUUGAAAAGCAGACCUCCUCCUCGCGCCCCCUUUCAUCCCUAUGUACUAUGGGUAAAAGAGACAGUUCUGAGGACCUUGUUGUCUCUGUGCCUGCUGGGGAAUCCAUCUCAUGCCUGAAUGUCGACCGGGUUUUCACCUCCUUGGUUUCCUUUUUUUAUUUUCACCCCACAGCCACCAUCCUGUCCUGCACCACCCCCACCAGCAUGAAUGACAGAUUUGAUAAUAAUGAUGAUGAUGAUGAUGAUGAUGAUGUGGUUACCAUAGAGACUAAACUGCAGAGCAGACAGACUCAGUUGGAGGAUCACGCCCUGUUGGUCUGAAGCGACAGAGCGCUAAGCAUCCUGACCGUGAGAGACAGAGCAGAGGCUGAUGUUGACAGGGUCCACCCCCACCCCCCCACACAGUCUCAUCGAGGGUCAAACAGUUUGCUGUUAUUGAAAAGUGAAGAAGAUUUUUCCAGUGUGAGGUUUCGUAGAUGAAGGUAGAGGGGUUUUGUGGACCCACUUCAUUUUAACAGUUUCCACUUUACAAAACACACACAUAUGCAUACACACACACUUCGCUCCAAUCCUUCCCAGAGUGCCUUUGUUUUGUUGAUUGUUCUGCGUGUGUGGAUCAUGUCACAUGUCAACUGACAACAAAUGUCAGCUGUGCCUGUCAUUCGCACGCGCACACACACACACACACACUUGCACACAACAGACACGCACACAAUAAGUGUUGCCAUGACAACAAAGGUAUGGCCCAGCCUGGGCUCACUGAACCACGGAGCACAGGAGGGCGUGCGUUUGUUGGCGAUUACAGAAAACCAAAAUCAUAUUUUGCAUUUGACUAAAGGAUGUACAUAUAUAUAUACAUAUAUAAUGUUUUCAGACCUGAAACCACAAAAAAUGUUUGUUCAAAGAACGGACCGAGAUGUUUUUAUAUUCCAGCAGACGGCUGGAAAAGUUGUGAGUUCGACAUUGUUUGAAUUCAUCUAAAGAGGGAGCGACCGUCUCUGUUUGAGCUUUUUUCAGUUUGAUAUUUUGGAUCGUAGAAUUAGGUUGCAGCCCCUCCUCUCUCCUUCCGGACAGACGAGUGCCCUGCGAGACGGGUGGAGCUUCUAUAGUUAAGCAGAUUCAUUUCAUUGGUCAGAUUUUUUUCCUACAGCAGCACAUCCACCGUAUCACUCUUCAGCACACACUGGAUUGAAGCAGAGACUGUUCAAGGACAGCAAUAAGAAACCAAAUAAAAAGGAGCAGAGCCACUCGUCAGAGCAUCAUGUUGGAGACAGAUUCCUCCUCGUUCCAAUCCUGGUUGUUGUAGAAUGGCUGUUUUGUUAAUGAAGUGUAAAAGUGUACAUAAACUUAUUGUAUAAAAUGUUCCUGCCUCUGCAUUUUCCUUCAACAUGUGUUGUGUCUGUUUGUAAUGUCUUUUAUCUACUUUAAUAAUAAAUAAAUGCAUUGUUUAUUAUA
Molecule: messenger RNA, 4970 nt
Organism: Pleuronectes platessa (European plaice)
Lineage: Eukaryota; Metazoa; Chordata; Actinopteri; Pleuronectiformes; Pleuronectidae
Gene: xpo4
Product: exportin 4
Exons: 24
Coding region: 2-3481 (1159 amino acids)
Biological process (GO): protein export from nucleus
Cellular component (GO): nuclear pore; cytoplasm
Molecular function (GO): nuclear export signal receptor activity
Source: RefSeq, a predicted model, not a curated record